AUGGCAGCAUUUUGGCACUUGCUUGUUGGACUCCCUCUUCUGCUUUGGAGUCAUCUUCUGACAUCGCCAGUCAGUGCAGAAUCCAUACAAUGCGAGGCCAGCUUCAAUGCCGGGAACACAUCCAAUGGGAUCCAAGGUGUGACUAAGCCUAGAGUCUUCAUCUUCUCCGACAUCCUCAACGAACCCGACGACUCCAUGUCACUCAUCCGCUUACUCUUGUACUCGAAUCAACUGGAUAUCCGCGGGCUUUGCGCAACUACAUCAACGUUCUUGAAAAACGAGACACACCCGGAAGACAUGACCAGAAUCCUACAAGUAUAUGGCACCGUUGUGGGUAAUCUCAACCAUCAUGUUUCGCAGACGUUCCAGUACAGCAGCUCGGAUGUCCUCUUGCCAUUGGUGUCAUCUGGGCCAAAAGUCUACGGAAUGGAAGCGCUGAACACAUCUCUCAGCGAAGGGGCGAAGCAACUAAUCGAAAAGCUCCAAGAGUCCUCGGAGCCACUUUAUGUUAGUCUCUGGGGCGGCGCAGGCACACUGGCACAAGCUCUUAAGCAGAUCGAGACCGACCAGUCUUCGGAAGAUGCUGCACGUUUGAGGUCACGGCUUCGAGUUUAUGCCAUCUCUGACCAGGAUGGCACCGGCUCGUGGAUCCAAGCACGAUGGCCCGAUAUCUUUUACAUCACCAGCAUCAAUGGAUUCAACGAGUUUGAAGGUGCAACAUGGGUCGGCAUCAACACUGAUGACAAUGGUUUUGCGAAUACUACCAAGAUCAAGAAUGCUUGGGCCGAUGAGAACAUUCGAGUCGGGCCUCUCGGGAGCAUUUAUCCUCAGAUUCUAUAUGGAAUGGAGGGCGACUCGCCCAGCUUCCUUUGGUUGAUCUCGAAUGGCCUCUCGGUUCCCGAUAUGCCUAACUUGGGAAGCUGGGGAGGCCGUUACACCAGGGUGUCUGAAGUAGAUGAUUUCAACUGGUAUGGCAACGCACCAGAUAGCGUAUCACUUCCUUCGGGAAGUCAAUACCGGAGCAGCCAAGCAACAAUCUGGCGCUGGAGAGAUGCCAUGCAAGACGAUUUCGCCGCUCGUAUGCAAUGGACACUAAACAACAGUGUGAGUGCUGUAGCGCAUCCACCUCAACUGAGCAUCAAUGGCUCGAUAGGCACCGAAGUUGUGAGAUUCGACCUUAGUCUCAAUGGAUCAAUCAUUCUCGACGCUGCUAGUACGUGUGAUGCCGACCACCCUGGAGAAACGAGCCAACUCGACUUUGAGUGGUUUGGGUACCCGCCACCUCAGGGCUUCGGCGUCCAACCUUCACUCACAAUUCUGCCACUCACGCCUCCACUCGGAACGGAUGGUAUUUACUCUUUGAAUGAGGCUGGCUUUGCAAAUGUCACACUUGGACCAAAGGUAAGCAUCUCACCGCCAACUGAGGCCGGCUCUGCGACGGAUGGGGAGGAGUGGCAUGUCGUGUUACAGGUUCGCACCAAAAAGGGGCCGUACGCGAUCCGUCGGUACAAAAGAGUUAUCAUCACAACGCGUGCAUAG
Messenger RNA from Colletotrichum tamarilloi, 1539 nucleotides. RefSeq lists its product as uncharacterized. NCBI's taxonomy places the organism in Eukaryota, Fungi, Ascomycota, Sordariomycetes, Glomerellales, Glomerellaceae. The coding region runs from base 1 to 1539 and encodes 512 amino acids. The record is from RefSeq and is a predicted model, not a curated record. Gene Ontology annotation, molecular function: hydrolase activity, hydrolyzing N-glycosyl compounds. The transcript has 2 exons.